This is a messenger RNA of Umbelopsis ramanniana AG, 577 nucleotides long. RefSeq lists its product as uncharacterized. NCBI's taxonomy places the organism in Eukaryota, Fungi, Mucoromycota, Umbelopsidomycetes, Umbelopsidales, Umbelopsidaceae. Gene Ontology annotation, cellular component: mitochondrial matrix. Gene Ontology annotation, biological process: mitochondrial proton-transporting ATP synthase complex assembly. Bases 22 to 441 code for a protein of 139 amino acids. The transcript is spliced from 3 exons. The record is from RefSeq and is a predicted model, not a curated record.
UAAACACCUCGACUUUACACCAUGCUAAGCACCUACCGUCAACUUUUGAGAGAGAUUAGAACACAGUAUACCAAGGUCGCCAAUCAUGCUUCUUUCGAACAUGAUCUCAAAGUAGCUUUCAGGGACAGUCGCCAAAUCACAGAUGAAGUUCGCCUGGCUGACAUGAAGGAAAAUGCAGAGAACAUUCUUCUCUUUUUGAAGAGCACUAGACAGCACAAGGAAUUAUUGGAGCGAUACAAUCCUGCUUUGAUGGAUCAGAGCAAGCGAAUAGAACUUUCGGCCCAUCGAGUAGGUCUCAACUUACCUAAACAGUACAACCCAGCAAACCCUGGACCAUUGGAAUUUCCUCGUAUGCAACCUCAGGAGGCAGCUGUUCAGGAACGAGUCGGAAAGGCGUUUGGAAAUGUUGCUACUGAAGAUACGGAAGCAAAGGUCUAUUGAUGUAAUUGAGAAGAAGAAGAAAAAGUAUAUGUAAAUAUUUGAUUAAAAGCGGAUAAGCGGCACCCCCACCCUCACUUGCCAAAUAAAAUUGCUAUAGAAUAAAAGUGACAAAGAAAGAAAUGUAUUCGUAUAAAGU